Molecule: messenger RNA, 1731 nt
Organism: Pipistrellus nathusii (Nathusius's pipistrelle)
Lineage: Eukaryota; Metazoa; Chordata; Mammalia; Chiroptera; Vespertilionidae
Source: the annotation of a GenBank genome assembly
AUGUGGGCUUUCCUCGGCCUCGCCACCUUCACGUAUUUCUACAAGAAAUGCGGGGACUUGGUCACCGUGGCCAACAAGGAGCUGCUGCUGUGCGUGCUGGUGUUCCUGUCGCUGGGCCUGGUGCUGUCCUACCGCUGCCGCUCCCGCGGCGGGGCGCCCCCGCGGCGCCAGCGCCAGCACCGGGGCGCCCAGCUCGCCGUCUUCUCCGACGUCCUGGCCGCCCUGCCUCUCGUCGGCUUCUUCUGGGCCAAAUCCCCGCCCGGGGCAGAAAAUAAAGAGCAGCUCGCGGCCAGGAAGUGCAAAAAAGGAACCAAUAUUUCAGAAACCACCUUAAUAGGAGCAGCUGCCUCUCCAUCGAUAUCUUCUCAAAAUGAUCUGGAAGUUAUCAUUGUGGGAUCUGGUGUCCUUGGCUCUGCUUUGGCAGCAGUGCUCUCCAGAGAUGGAAGGAAGGUGACAGUAAUUGAGAGAGAUUUACAAGAGCCUGACAGGAUAGUUGGAGAAUUUCUGCAGCCAGGUGGUUAUGGUGUCCUUAAAGACCUUGGUCUUGAAGAUACAGUGGAAGAUAUUGAUGCUCAGGUUAUACAUGGCUACAUAAUUCAUGAUCGGGAAAGCAAAUCAGAAGUUCAGAUUCCUUACCCUCUGCUAGAAGACAAUCAAGUGCAGAGUGGAAGAGCUUUCCAUCAUGGGAGAUUCAUCAUGAGUCUUCGGAAGGCAGCUAUGGCAGAGCCCAAUACGAAGUUUAUUGAGGGUGUUGUGCUCCAGUUAUUAGAAGAAGAUGAUGCUGUGGUUGGAGUUCAGUACAAAGAUAAAGAAACCGGAGACAUCAAGGAACUCCAUGCUCCUUUGACUGUUGUCGCAGAUGGAAUAUUUUCCAAGUUUAGGAAAAACCUGAUCUCCAGUAAAGUUUCCGUUUCAUCUCAUUUUGUUGGCUUUCUUAUGGAGAAUGCACCACAAUUUAAAGCAAACCAUGCAGAACUUCUUCUAGUUAAUCCAAGCCCAGUUCUCAUCUACCAGAUUUCAUCUAAUGAAACUCGAGUACUUGUUGAUGUCCGAGGAGAAUUGCCAAGAAAUUUAAGAGAAUACAUGGUUGAAAAAAUUUAUCCACAACUACCUGAUCACUUGAAAGAACCCUUCUUAGAAGCCACUCAGAAUUCUCGUUUGAGGUCUAUGCCAGCAAGCUUCCUUCCUCCUUCACCAGUAAAUAAACGAGGUGUUCUUCUUUUGGGAGAUGCGUAUAAUAUAAGGCAUCCUCUUACUGGAGGAGGAAUGAGUGUUGCUUUUAAAGAUAUAAAACUGUGGAGGAAAUUGCUAAAGGGCAUCCCUGAUCUUUAUGAUGAUGCAGCUAUUUUCCAGGCCAAAAAAUCAUUCUACUGGUCAAGAAAAAUGUCUCAUUCUUUUGUUGUGAAUGUCCUUGCUCAGGCUCUUUAUGAAUUAUUUUCUGCAACAGAUGAUUCCCUACAUCAGCUAAGAAAAGCCUGUUUUUUAUAUUUCAAACUUGGUGGAGAGUGUGUUGCUGGUCCUGUUGGGCUGCUUUCUGUGCUCUCUCCUAAUCCUCUAAGUUUAAUUGGACACUUCUUUGCUGUUGCCAUCUAUGCCACAUAUUUUUGCUUUAAAUCAGAACCUUGGAUUACAAAACCCCGAGCCAUUUUCAGUAGUGGUGCUGUACUUUACAAAGCGUGUUCUGUGAUAUUUCCUCUAAUUUACUCAGAAAUGAAGUACUUGGUUCUUUAA